Molecule: messenger RNA, 1737 nt
Organism: Fomitiporia mediterranea MF3/22
Lineage: Eukaryota; Fungi; Basidiomycota; Agaricomycetes; Hymenochaetales; Hymenochaetaceae
Product: general substrate transporter
Exons: 8
Coding region: 1-1737 (578 amino acids)
Biological process (GO): carbohydrate transport; transmembrane transport
Cellular component (GO): membrane
Molecular function (GO): carbohydrate:proton symporter activity
Source: RefSeq, a predicted model, not a curated record
AUGACCCGAUUCACGAUACGUGGCCUGCCUAUCAGUAUCUUCUCCAUACUCCUCGCGCUACUCGCCUCUAUGGGAGGGUUCAUUUUUGGUUACGACACGGGUCAAAUUUCAGAUAUUCUCCUUAUGGACGACUUCAAGGCCCGCUUCGCACAGCAGCAUAGUGAUGGUACAUUCGCAUUCAGUGACGUACGGAGCGGCCUUAUCGUCUCCCUGCUCAGUAUUGGAACACUUAUCGGCGCUCUUCUCGGAGCUCCAACUGCCGAUUUCUUCGGUCGCCGAAAUGCAAUGUCCAUGGAGUGCGGAGUCUUCAUCAUCGGUGUCCUCAUCCAAAUCACCACUUUUCACGCGUGGUAUCAGUUUGCUAUUGGACGACUCAUCGCUGGACUCGGAGUUGGCGCCCUUUCUGCCGCUGUACCAAUGUAUCAAGCCGAAACGGCACCUCCACAAAUCCGAGGAACGCUUACAGGAACCUACCAACUGUUUAUUACAUUCGGUAUUCUAGUUGCGUACUGUAUCUCUAUUGGCACGCGUUCAAUGGGUGAUUCUGGAUCGUGGCGCACUGUCGUGGGCAUUGGUAUUGCAUGGGCACUCGUCCUCGGUAUUGGCAUUCGCUUUAUGCCUGAAUCUCCUCGUUGGAGUACACGCCAUGGCAACACAGAAGCCGCACGUGCCGCCAUUGCUAAAGUUCGUGCGUUGCCACUUGACCAUCCGAUUGUCACGAACGAAUUGGACGAAAUACUUGAUAGCAUCGAGAUUGAACAGGGCAUAGACAAAGCGAGACUUGCCAGUGGUGAUAUCCCAGCGAAAAGUGAAUUGAAAGGCGAAAAUCCGCAUUGGACAAAGGGUUGGAUUGAUUGCUUCAAGGGAUUCCGUGCUGGAUCGUCGCGUAUAGGUUACAGAACACUUCUUGGGAUGUCAUUGCAGAGUUUGCAGCAGCUUACUGGUGCAAAUUACUUCUUCUACUAUGGCGCAACGAUAUUCCAAUCUGUCGGUAUUUCUGAUUCCUAUGUAACGCAGAUCAUCCUCGGAGCUGUCAACUUCGUCUGCACUUUCCUCGGUUUAUACAUUAUGGAGCGUUACGGACGACGAAUUCCACUUAUUGUGGGAGGUUUAUGGCAGAGUGCAUGGCUGUUUGUUUUUGCUGCAGCUGGUACUGCCAAGAAUCCGAGGGAUAAUCCUGAAAUUGGGAAGUUGAUGAUUGUUUCCGCAUGCUUGUUCAUCUUGGGGUACGCUUCGACGUGGGCACCGGGUAUUUGGAUUUUGAUUGGCGAGACUUUCCCUACACGAUCCCGUGCGAAGCAAGGUGCACUGUCAACUGCGUCGAACUGGCUCUGGAAUUUCCUCCUGGCAUUCUUUACCCCAUUCAUUGUCUCCGCGAUUGAUUUCCGAUAUGGAUUCAUCUUCGCCUCAUGCAACCUUCUCGGUGCAAUCGUUGUGUACUUCUUCUUGUACGAAUCGUCCGGCAUGUCACUCGAAAACGUCGAUUUGAUGUACCGUGAUGCGUCAGCGAAGCCUUGGAACUCCCGCAGCUGGGCACCUCCCGGAUACGCGUCGCGCGCCGACGUCGAAGCCGAGAAGCCCCGUAAUUCAAAGCAUUAUUUUGACAAAGAUGCCGAGAAGCAAUCGGCGGGUGCAGGAUCGAGCGUUCCUAACGGUGGUGGGAAUGGAUAUACGAAUGGCGAGUUAGGCGCCGGAACUGCGUUGGGUGCGGAGGAAGAUCGGAAGGAGAACAUCUGA